GUUUUUUAGUCGUCCUUCUACUAGUGGACUAUAUCGGCAGGAAGAAAAGCAUGGCACUGUGUUUCCUCAUGUUUUCCUUGUGUAUUCUACCGUUAUACGCUUGCAUUGGGAGGAUAGCCCUUACCAUCUUCAUCUUCAUUGCCAGAGCCUUCAUCUCUGGUGGAUACCAAGUUGUUUUUGUUUACACACCAGAAGUGUUCCCUACAGAAAACAGAGCUUUAGCAAUGGGAACGUCAAGUGCCAUGGCCAGGUUGGGUGCCCUGAUUACACCCUUUGUGGCACAG
Pundamilia nyererei is the source of this 284-nucleotide messenger RNA. RefSeq names its product synaptic vesicle 2-related protein-like. The transcript is spliced from 3 exons. The record is from RefSeq and is a predicted model, not a curated record. Lineage: Eukaryota; Metazoa; Chordata; Actinopteri; Cichliformes; Cichlidae. Gene Ontology annotation, biological process: transmembrane transport. The annotation marks the transcript as partial. Gene Ontology annotation, cellular component: membrane. Gene Ontology annotation, molecular function: transmembrane transporter activity.